This is a messenger RNA of Durusdinium trenchii, 3408 nucleotides long. NCBI's taxonomy places the organism in Eukaryota, Dinophyceae, Suessiales, Symbiodiniaceae. The record is from the annotation of a GenBank genome assembly.
AUGACGCCCGAAGAACUGGGCAACUGCGUUCCCCUCAUCGGCAAGGAGGUGAGAAGAAGCGCCAGAUACCCUGAGAAGCUCUGCCGAGCUAUCCUCAGGAGCUUGAAGAUUGAAGCAAGGCGCCGCUGGCCCCAGAGAUUCCUCAAGGUCAACGAAGUCUUCUAUGAAGAACCCAUGCAAGACCCUGCAGCAUGGGGUGAAGUUCUCAGCAAGGUCCGCAAGAUCUUUGAGAUGACCUCAGUCCGCAGCAUCAACCCGCCGGACACCGACCCUUUGCACACCGACAUCGCCAACCUGAUCCCAUGGGAAUUGGUGCGAGUUCAGCUCUCUCGCACUCCAGCACAACGACGGCUACCACGUGACAUUCCUUUCAGGCACCGUGGAGCCGUACUGGAGUAUCAGGAUGGCCAGAUUUCCAUCGAGGCUGAAUCGCUCGACGGUAUGCACGUCCCCAAGCAGCGCUUCAGCAAAGCAGUUUCAGUGGCAAUUUUCUGGUAUGGCUAUGGCGACCCAAAGCAAACGCCACCACCAGAAGAACAGCCUCCACAACCAGAUGGCAAGGAGCCAUCACCUGACUCGCAAGCAGUCACACCAUCACCACCGACAUCGAAGCUGGAAAUGGUGACCUUCAAGAGCUGCCCAAACGAUGUCCCACAAGAGGUGAAGUCAGCGGUCAAACGACUCCACCUGAACCUUGGCCACCCAACCGAGAAAGAACUCCUCAGGUUGCUGGCCUACCAAGGGGCAAUUUCCAAACACAUGCUCACCGCAGUGAAGCACCUCCAUUGCGCUAGCUGCGCAAGGACCAAGCCACCAAAGCCACCAAGGCCUUCGGCAAUUCCAGUAGCCAAUAUGGGCGAGUUCAGCGACACCAUCCAGACAGACGUCUUCUACUGCAGGGAUGUGGCCGGAGCAAAUCAUGCCAUUUUGGGCAUCAUUGACCAAUCAACACUACUGCAUCAGGCGUGCCGCCUGAAAGACAUGUCCUCCAACCACACCCUCGAGAUCUUCCGGAACCUGUGGUUCAAGCCCUACGGUUUUCCUGCAACCAUCCGGACAGAUCCUGGCACCAACUUCGGCCUUCACUUCAAGCACUACGUCGAACGGCGCGGCGUAUGGCUGGAAGUGAUCCCGGCCGAGGCCCACUGGCGCAUCGGACUCAUCGAGCGCCGGAACAGCGUGCUGAGAGACAUCUUGGAGAGAAUCAUCGAUGCCGAGUCCAUCUUCGUGGACGAGGACUUCGACCAAGCCAUCGAGGACAUGUGGGAAGAGCAUAGCACUGCAGCACCACCUCUGGACGAGGACCACUAUGACUAUGCGCUGGACAACUUGGAUGAACCAACAGCCGCAGCUGCAGAAGCAACCGCAGAACCUGAAGCACAACUGGCGAACAACAAGCCGGCGCGCAAGCCGGAGCAGAAUCGGCUUCCGCUACUACAAUCUACUCAAGUCCCGCGGCAAGCACACAGGGACAUGAGACACAGCACCGCAGCAGACAGUGGAACAGUACAAGAUGAUACACCACUGCCACAGCUACCACAAAAGAGGACACACGAAGCAAUGCUGGCAUGCGUACAUGAUCUCUUGGAGCCACCUCACUACGCUUGGGACGGCUCACCAGAGACACAAUAUUACAAUCAGCAUCGCUGCACACAGUUCGCAGCACCAGCAACAACAGAGAUCCUCCAACAGGAAGGAUAUGCAGUCCUCUACACCGACCUCACCGGUCAGGGAGAGUCAGAGGCAGACUCUUCAGAUCCAGACCAACCCAUCGACCCAGCCUCACGGCUGAAUGCUCGCAAAGAAGCCAAAGCUCUCGAACGAGAGAUACCAUGGAGGCAGAUCAUGCGCCUUCCACCAGAGCAAAUCCAAGCCUAUGUGGCCUCCGCACAAAAGGAGGAGAAAGGAUGGAUGGGAUGGGGCUCUGUCGAGCCAGUGCCUGAUGAUGAAGCGGCAGCCAUCCUCAGCAACCCGGCACGCCGGAAGCGAGUGCUCCGAAGCAGGGCCUGCUACCGCAACAAAAGCAGGACCCCCGACACCUUGAUUGCCAAGACAAGGGUCGUAGCACUCGGACACCUUGAUCCAGACCUCCACCGGAUCUCAAGGGACUCACCGACACCCAUGCGCGUGUCUGAACACAUCCUGCUCUCGAUCUUCAUCGCAGGAGCAAACCACUCAGUGGAGCAGCAAGAUGCACCAUGGCUCCUAUGGGCAGCCGACGUGAGCACGGCGUUCAUGCAAGGCACCUUCGAAGACCACGAACGCCCAGAGCCACUCUACCUACUGCCACCUCGUGACGAGAUCACCAACAUGGCAGGCACCUUUCAGGCCAAGCUCUACAAACUUCAGGCCGUCUGCAUCGUGUAUGUAGAUGACUUCCUGCUGACUUGCAGGAGGGACUACAAGAUGCAGGAGCUCACCGACCUGUUCAAGUGGGGCUCCCAGUCCGAACUCAGCGAGCAGCAGCCUCUCGAGUUCAAAGGAAAGGAGCUGACCCUCAAGCGCUCCAGCGAUGGCAGCUUGCGCCUCCACGUGACGCAGUCCAAGUUCAUCGACAACACCGAUGGCGGCAAGCUGCAGAAGGGAAGAAUCACCCAGGGUGGUCCACUCACCACCGCGGAGCAGACAGAGUUCCGAUCCAUGACUGGAUCACUGCAAUGGCUGGCAAGCCAAACCAGGCCAGAGAUCUCAGCCUGGGUCUCUCUGGCCAACAAAGGAAGCGAGACCUCGCCCUCCGAGCUGGCCUCCCUCUACGAGACGCUCGAGUUCUGCAGGGAGACAAAGGACAACGGCCUCGUCUUCCAGAAUGUGGCCAUUGACCGCUCAACGGUCAUUGUGGGGUACGCUGACGCCUCAUGGGCUAACGCCCAGCAGUGUUCCUCACAGCAAGGCUGUUUGGUCUUGCUCACAUCUCCGAUGUGCACGGAGGUGAACACAGCAGCCAACCUCGUUGACUGGCGGAGCAACCGCUCAAGCCGCGUCUGCCGAAGCACCCUGGCAAGCGAAGCAAUGUCCUGCGACGACUCCGUCGACCGCGGCUACUUUGCCAACCUGGUUUUGAGCGAGCUCCUCAGCGGCGAGAAGCCCACGAAGGACAUGAAGUCCUGGCGGCUGGAGCAGCUCCAGGUGACCGACUGCAAGUCACUCUUCGACGCGAUCAGCGCCGAACACCCAAAGACCACCGAGAAGAGGACCUACGUGGACAUCCGGAGCAUCCAGCAAUUCAUUUCCUCCCGCACCAUCAGGUGGUGCCCUACGGGAGUGAUGUGGGCGGACGCCUUGACCAAGGCGAGCAAGGUCCUGAGGACCACUUUGCACGAAUGGCUGAAGUGCCCCUAUGUGCAGUUGAUUGAGCCAUCACGAAAAGAAAAGUACAGCAGUGUGAAUGAGCAUGAAGCCCGUUCGUGA